AUGAAUAUUGGAUCAAUAGCCUGUGGAUACAAUCGAUCUCUUUCUCGUGAACUUCAAGCCCACUCCAAAAUCCGCGUUGUCAUCAUUGGUGAGCCGCUUGUGGCAAACCCCCUAAACCCGUUGGGCUAUCCUUUGAGCCCUAUCUCUCCCAGUCAGUUUCUCCCGUAUGCAUUGCUGCCGAUUUGCAAUACCCCACUUAUUGAUUACAUUUUGGAGAACUUUGUUGAAAAUGGGGUGAGUGAGGUAACCAUUUUGCUUAAUCCAAAUUCAGUGAGCAAGGUGCAGGCUCACCUUUCUGGUGCACGAACCUUUCGUGGUAAGCCCUGGACAUCCAGCGAUGUAAUGAAAGUGAACGUGCUGGAGUGUAUGCGUGAUAUGCAUAAGUUGUCAGACGCCAUUAACGAGAUUCGCCAGCGAAAUGUUGUCCCACAAUCUGGAUCGUUCUUAAUUGCACCAAUUGACUGCAUAAGCAUUUUUCAUAAUAAUCUACAAGAUUACUUUCAAAAACAUCUGGAGCGUGCCAGGACUAUCGGUAAGUACGCCGCCACGCUCCUGUGUACAUCAGCUAAACAGAACCUUAACUCUACGCUCUAUAAAGUUUUAGUUCAGGGGCUCGAAAAACAGGAAAUCCAAUCGAAGGAAGAGAAUGCUUCGCCCACUUCUAUGCGAGGCUCUGUCGACAUUGAAAUCGACCACAUAAUGGGUUGUGGUCGGCUGAGGUGCCGUAGGAUGCCUUCGCACCCCAAAGGACACCAUACGAUGUUUGUUCUUGACAACAACACCGGUGUUGUUCAGUAUAUGUCUAGACUAGAGGCAAAUAGCGAAGAUGCACCUGAACCACCACUGAUCACAUUUUCUCGAAAAACUCAGCUCUCCGUUCGGAUGGACUUAAUACCGACAGGUCUCCUUUUCUGUUGUUGCGAGGCCCUCGCGCUGAUCGAUUUCCACAUUCGUGAUAUCCACAACUUCUUAAGUACGUCUUUGCUGGGACAGGCGGAAAUUUUCGGGAACGUCUUUGGCGUGCUCGAGGUACCAACCCGUCAUGCUAUUAUCGAGCCCGUGAAUAGCCUUAACACGUACAUCGAGGCCAAUCUUGAUGUGUGUGCGCGUCGUCUCUUCCCGCUCACACGGGAUACGUUGUUUGCAGAAGUGCAGGCGAAGUAUGCGGUGUCCUCCUCCUCCGAGACGGUCUAUAUGCACAACAGUGCCAAGGCCCUGGGGGCGAUUAACGGACCUAAUGUGGUCGUUGGGGAGGAUGUCGUAGUCCCGGCGUCGGUACAGCUUAUCGGUACGGUAAUCGGUGAUCAUGUGAUAUUCGGCGAGGGCUCCUCACUCACCGCUUGUGUCGUUUUCGAUGGCGCGCAAAUUGGUAAAUGCUGCAAUCUUAAGGGCUCGGUGAUCGGCUAUAAUGCGGUUAUUGGGGACGGGAUUGAGCUCGUGGGCUGCAUUAUAGGCCACUACUGUGUUUUAGAUGAGUCGGCCGACGGCAAUGAGACCUCUGUAACUAAUGCCAACACCAUUCCUAACGGUGCUAAUGCAAGUUUAUCUUUACAAAACCAGGUGGUUAUGAGCACUAAGUUAGCAUCGUCUAGUACUCAGCGUCAAGAACGGAGGAAUGUAGCAACACCCACUCUGAGGACGUCCUGUGAAAUUCUUAAUACCGGCUCUACUAAAGACAAUGGAGAUAAUAAGCAAAGGUUUGAUGGCAAGGCCAAUCAUUCGCUGAAGGGUUCGGAUGGAAUAGGCUUAACUAUUGUCGAUCGCUACAAAGACCUUAUUGUCGACACCUCCAUCCUCUUUACAGAAGAUGCUGUACCUAAAGUGUCUUCAGACGUCGAGGAGCUGUCAAUAGAUGUAGAAGAUGACGAAUUUGAGCUGUUUAGGGGCAGCGUCAGAAAGAAUGUUAAUGUAGCUCUAUACAAGCCGUCGCACAUUGAGGCCGCUGCCUACGACAUGUCUACUAUCUGCCUUUCGGAGGGUCACAGCUAUCCAGAGCUAUGCGAGAUCGUGACGGAGCUUCUGAUGGAGCAUGUUUUACACAUUCAUUCCGACCGUGGUGUAACGGCUACUCUCGAAGGGGUCCGUAGCCUUUUUGCUCAAUGGUGCCGACCAUUCUACAAUACGUUUCUUUCAAAGAAUGGCCAAAUGAACAUGGACGCUAUGGUGGCAACACUGGAGGGUUUAUCUGAGGCGAUUCGGGAUCUGAAUUGUGUUCUCCACGACUACGCACCGCAGCUCAUCGAGAUUUUGUACAACGGUUGCGACGAUGAGCUCUACUAUCAGCGUGGGUACUGCAUUGUAAGUGGCCAAGGUCUUAUCGCCUUUGAUAGCGCCAUGGUACGAAGACGACAGAACUUACAGCGAUACGCUGGUUUUGAGUCUAAAAUGACCACUUCCUCAACUGUUAAUAAGCAAUCCCAUUUGCUUUUAGUUUCGGAUGACUCAUCCGAUAACUCAUCCGAUGACUUCUCGGACGACUUUUCACGGGACAGCCGCGAGGAAGGAAAGGUGCUUAUUGCCGCGACAUGUCACAAUUUUAUUCUUGGGGUCAAGAACUUCUUGCAGAUCCCCCCAAGCGCUUCUAACAGGCCAGCGGUGCAUUCUGAGAAUCCCACUCACAAGGGUUUAAGCCGGCCUGACAAUGGCAAUCACCCCAGACUUGUCUUGAUAUCGGAUACUAGUGAAGACGAAGAUGAAAGCGAUUAA
Messenger RNA from Phytomonas sp. Hart1, 2706 nucleotides. The record is from the annotation of a GenBank genome assembly. Lineage: Eukaryota; Euglenozoa; Kinetoplastea; Trypanosomatida; Trypanosomatidae.